UGUGACAGCUCUAGCAAGCAUUACCUCGCUCUCGAGCUCGAUCAAGGAUGACGGGGCCGCUGAGACGAGAUCGUGUAGAUGGUCAACCCACGUACAAACCGUCGUGUUAUGUGGGGAACAUGACGAUAGCAAUAGCCGUUGCCACUGCAACUUGGAUGUCGCAUGCUGCAGCUGCAGCUGCUGCUGGUGCUGCUUCUGCUCGCGAUUCUGCGCUCUUUGUCGUGCCUGUGACCCGGCCGGGAGCGCCGGGGACGAGGAUGUCUAGGGGAUCCGAGAAGGCUGUAUUGUCGUCGGCGGUAGGGAUGCAGCGGUCGAGGUGGUGCGACAGGAGUACGGGGGGCGCGCGACGCACAAGGGCCUGGGUGCCAGGAUUGGCGGCCUCGUCAGAUGAUGAUGAUGAAAACGGCGGGAAGGAGAGCAGCAGCGGCGGCGGCGACGACGACGAUAACGUUAACUGGGGGAAGAUCAAGCCUGAGCCUGGACAAGAGCCGGACUGGGACAAGAUCCUGCCCAAGGGAAAGGAAGCGCCGGAAAUGCCUCCCGCGCCGCCCGGGCUAUCCAAGCUUGACCCAAGGGAGAGACUGACGGCGUACGCGGGGAUGUUGGACUGGGAGCCAAUGGAUCUGGACGAGGAGGAGGAGAAGGAGAAGACGUACGAAGACCUUAGCAAGGAGAUGGGCGACGAGUGGCUGGCCAACAAGCUGCAGUCGGCCCUUCGCAAGAGCCAGAACCGGAACGUUCAGAGCAACGUUAACAAGGCCUACAUCAAAGAGUGGCUGGACGAAGAGAAGGAGAAGCUGGACGAAACCGCCGAAGACCUAAAGGAGGCCUACAGAAAGGACGCGGAAAGGAUAAAGAAGAGGAUGAUGGAGGAGUUCGACAAAGAGGCCCGCGUGAUGGACAUCAAGGUCGCCAACAUCAUAGCCCGGGGCAAGAGCAACUUUACGCAAUUCACGGGGCCCCUAACGGACCAGACCGCCUUUCCGGCAUCAGUCGCCGCUGAGUUCGCCUACCUUGCUGAGGACGAAGCCGCCUUUUAUGAGGAGUUGGGGGUUGCGCCGCCUUCGUCGGAAGGGUCGCCGGACACGGUGACCCUGGAGGAGCGCAACCAGAUGGAGGCGGAGAUGCGCACCCUCUCCCCGGCCGACGUGAUAAAGCAGGCCUCCGCCCAGGCGGCGGCGGCGGCCAAGAAAAACGCCUCCGCCGCCGCCGCCGCCGCCCGCCGCGCCGCCGAGGCCGCCGGUGCGGUCGUCGUUGUGGGCGCCGGCGACGGGGAGGACGGGCCGCUUGGGGCGGCCGUGCUCGCGCUCUUCGAGGAGGAGGUGGCGGGGGUCGGGGAGAAGGGGGCGGCGAGGGUUUCCUCCGUGUCGGGGGUGCCGCUGUCGGCGGCGAAGGGCUUGGGGGGCGAGGGAGGGGGUGAUGGUGAUGUUAGGGCCGCGCUCGAGGGGGUGAAGACGCUGGUGAUUGUGCCCGGGGACCCCGGGAGCAAGAAGAAGAAGGGGGGGGUUGGGGGUGGGCUCGGCGGGUUGUUCGGGGGCGGGGGGGCCGAGGAUGCUACGAAAGGGGAGGGGCUGUCCGAUGAGGAGGUGGUGGGGUUGCUGGACGCCUGCGGGAAGAGUCUGAAGCACGUGGUGUGUCUCUCGGUAGGCGGUGCAUCGUCUGGGGGAGGGGGCGGUGGGUUGUUCGGCGGCGGGGGCGGGGGGGCGGAAGACAAGGGGUUCCCGGCAGAGAGCACGGCGGAGCAGGCGGUGAUCCGCGUCGCGAAGGCGAAGGGGGUGUCAUUCACCACGGUGAGGGUGUCCAAGCUGUUAGCGGAGGACCGCGGUGCCAUCGACCCGAUGCCCCUGAUAGUCCCGAGGAACUCGCCGAGGGCGGACGGCGGCAGGUCUACCCUCCCGGCAGCGUCGCGGUCCGUGGCGGCAAACACCAUCUUCAGGGCCUCCUACCAGCCGGAGGCGAGGCGCAACUCGACCUUCGCGGUGUCCGACUUCCCGACCUCCUGGCCAGUGCCCUCCAGCGGCUGGGUGGACGAGUUCCUCAAGCUCACGGGGCCGGAGCUCCUGCGCAUCCCCAUACCGGCGACGUUCGAGGGCCUGUCGGAAGGGUCCGGAACGUUCCAUGCGUGGGCGUUCUUGAGGGAGUGGGCUCAGCUGUGGACCGAAGAGGGCACUGGUCUUACCACGCGGGUGAAGGUGUUUGUGGACGAGGAGGCCCGGAGAGCGGGGCUGUACUUCGACCCUUCCCAGACCAAGUACCUCUCGGCGAAGGAGGAGCGAGAGGCCGAGGAGCAGAGGGCCGCCAGGGAGAAGAAGAGGGGGUCCAGCGGACCGCCCAGCAAGACCCGGAACCUGCUCAAGAAGGAGGGCGGCGUGGACAUCAUCGUGGAGGACAGGCCGUACCCACGCGUGAGGGUAGUCCGUGCAAACAUGGGCCCCAAGACUAUCGUCAAGGAGAUGUCGGAGCAACUCAUUCUGGACAAGCUCAAGAAGGACGUCAAGACCUGGAUCGUAAAGCAGCCAAAGACGUAACAGCAAUGGGUAGGGUUGUGUACCAGGCUUUUUUUUCUUUUUUCCGGUUUUUACGCCUUUCAGGAAUGUGUUUUGAGAGGCUCCAGCCAGGGUCACACAGGAAGAAGGCUAGUGAAGCACUGGAGUGUGGUGGAUGUUUGCUGUGUUUACAGAAAGAAGUGUCAAUGCUGCUGUGUGCAUGUCAACAUUGUACAACGGAGAUGGAGACGCGUCGGUGUUUGUGGUCCCCUGGCUAGCUCGAUCGAUUGCUCGGAGGUUGGAAGUGAGUCAGCGGCAGUUACCAAGUCAAGACGACAGGAUGUGAAAGGAAGGACGUCAACUCUUCGUGCCGCAUGAGUUGGGCGUGCACAGCAGCAGCGGCCAGUGUGUGUGGAAGCCUUAUUUAGAGCCGAUGUUGUUAUUCCGAGGUGCUAUGAUGCCGACAGCAUAUUUGUCGACACACGUGCACAAGAGAGAGGGAGACAGACAGACAGAGACAAGAGAGUUCGCUGUUUCCGAGGCGGCGACGGUGCUGACAGGAUAAGAGGAAGGGGGAGGAGUGGGGCGUACAACACACGGAGAUGGAGUUGGGUAGGUGCGGGCUCCAGCGGGAUGUUGUCGCACUCUGUGCACCGUACCGCAGGAGGAGGAUUUCGCGUGUCUUGUUCAGGUGGCAAUGAUGCUAUCGUUUGAGGUUGAGAUAUGUACAGUCUCUGCCCCCCCCCCCGGUUGACCUAACCCCCCUGCUCUUCGCCUGUGCUCGCUCGUAAAGCAACUCGCAAGUACCAUUUUUCUUUUGUCCAUCCAGCUCAAGCUUUGUAUCUUGGCAGGGAACACUCGACUGGGAGAGAUGCACAGAGGUGCUGAAGGAGUUUUAGUGUGGAUGAUUUGGUAGCUUUCUCCUUUCNGGGGGGGGGGGGGGGGGGGGGGGGGGGGGGGGGGGGGGGGGGGGGGGGGGGGGGGGGGGGGGGCACGCGAUAGAGAGUCGAGUAGUGGUGGAUUGGGGUUGUUGUUUGUUUUCUUGUUUCGAGGUACAUGAGGAUGCGUAUGUGAUGGGUGGCAGUUUCCUCUAGGAGGAGGAGACGAGGGAGGGGUAAGUCGAUGUUUCUGAAUGGCCUCUCUUUGUCGUCUGUCCAUCCACAGGCACUGCAUACAGGCCCCUUGCAUUCCCUUCAAACUCGAGACGGAGCAUGUGUCUGGCUUCGUGCUGUCAGCCUGCUGGGGCGGGUGGUCGUGGUGGGCCGGGCGGGGGCGGUACUAAUGGUCGUAAACGCAUGCCGUAGUCGUUUGGCCGUUGACCUCGCACCCCCAAGAUGGUCGGGACGGAGCGAUAUGCCGAGUUUUCGCCGGCCCAGUACGCGUUCCACAAGGACGAACCAGGGGCUGGUCAUCAUCCUUCCUGGGGGGGGGUAUAACAUGGAAACCCGUUGGAACGAAAAAACCGUUGAACGAGCAAUAAACGUAGGUGGAUUUGAGCCUCACUUUCCCCGUGUCGGAGGUAAGAGGAAGUUUUGUGGGCUGGUAAAGCAGUUGAUACGUAGGUANGGGGGGGGGGGGGGGGGGGGGGGGGGGGGGGGGGGGGGGGGGGGGGGGGGGGGGGGGGGGGGGGGGGGGGGGGGGGGGGUUGAGCGGGAGCUGCUGGUAGCCCACCUAAUUUUCGGUGUUUGAAAGGCUUGGCGAGCUGCAAAGGCCUUGUUUGUUUGGCAUGAUGUGUCGCCCUUGAAGUUCUUUGAAUGUGUUUCCUUAUUUUAGUUCGCAUCGGCCGAGCUCCAAGUCCAAACGGCUCACCAAGCAACGUGAGAAGACCUCUUCAGUCUCGUCAUGUUGUGUCCAUGGGCAUUAGUGUGUGUCUGGUUUGGAUUCGUCACUGAGCGUCAAGACCCGCGCGGCUUUGCGACAAGGUUUCAUUUUGUUUCGGGGCAGGGUUUCGCGCUUAGAAGAGCGCAUGAAAAAAAUGGUGGGAAUUUGCGUCUGUACAUACUAACGAAGAGAAUAUCCUGUUUUGUGAGUUCAACACCCGAGCAACGGGACCAGAUCAUCUGGGAACCUCACUUAUCGCAAC
Ectocarpus sp. CCAP 1310/34 is the source of this 4569-nucleotide messenger RNA. NCBI's taxonomy places the organism in Eukaryota, Phaeophyceae, Ectocarpales, Ectocarpaceae. The record is from the annotation of a GenBank genome assembly.